Coregonus clupeaformis (lake whitefish) is the source of this 8755-nucleotide messenger RNA. Its product is annotated as forkhead box protein P4. The transcript has 18 exons. Gene Ontology annotation, biological process: regulation of transcription by RNA polymerase II. The record is from RefSeq and is a predicted model, not a curated record. Gene Ontology annotation, molecular function: DNA-binding transcription repressor activity, RNA polymerase II-specific; RNA polymerase II cis-regulatory region sequence-specific DNA binding. Gene Ontology annotation, cellular component: nucleus. Bases 628 to 2790 code for a protein of 720 amino acids. Lineage: Eukaryota; Metazoa; Chordata; Actinopteri; Salmoniformes; Salmonidae.
CGCACCUAUUUUAGAGGCAUUACGGUAGAGAGCAAACUGUCCCCCAACAUAUCCUCAACCAACACACAACCCGAGUAAUUCAUCACUGAUUUACCAGCGAACGAGCGAGCGACAGACGGGAUGCCAAAAACUGAAUCGAGUAUCGUCAUUGGGACUUGUGGAGGGGUUAGGAUCUGAAUAACAGCGAGAUAGCAGGAUCAAAACAGAGUGAGGAGAGGCCACGAACAGCCCGAAAAGCUCCGUGCUUUCUCUCCAUCAACUUCCCCGAGGGCUGCGCAUGCAGCCUGUGUGUGAGUUAGUGAAACUAGCUAGUCUAGUAUUGUUCUGACUUCACUACAGUGCGCACUCCGAGAGAGAGAGAGAGAGAGGACGCACAACAAAAGGGAAAGAAAGGAAGCAAGGACGGACUAAUUAUAACGAAGACGGUUGUAGUUUAAAGUAAUGGUCCUGCGAUACCAAUCUUAGAUCCCAAGAUUUAUCCGUUUUAGUUCUGUUUGGUUUGCGUCUUUGUCGCCGAGAGUGGACUCGCCGGGUGGUGUUGCGCCGAGCUGAAGAGGGGCUGUCCACAUGGUCCAGCCACUGGUGUGAAAGUUGACUUCUUCAGAAAUCAAGAACAGGUGUCACGUGAUGAUGGUGGAAUCAGCCUCUGAGACCAUUCGAACUACGCCCUCCAAUCAGAAUGGAGUCAGCAGCCUCAGCAGCCAAUCGGACGGCGGGGGAGGGAGAGAAGGCGGGUCCAACGGGGACACCAAUGGGGAGAUCAGCCCAGUGGACCUACUGCACCUCCAGCAGCAACAGGCCCUCCAGGCAGCCAGACAGUUCCUCCUCCAACAGGCCUCUGGACUCAACUCCCCCAGCAGCAACGAGGUUAAACAGAGCACGGUGCAGGUGCCAGUGUCCAUGGCUAUGUUGACCCCCCAGAUGAUCACUCCUCAACAGAUGCAGCAGAUACUGUCCCCUCCUCAGCUACAGGCCCUGCUGCAACAGCAACAGGCCAUCAUGUUACAGCAGCUACAGGAGUACUAUAAGAAGCAGCAGGAGCAGCUGCAUCUUCAGCUUCUGACUCAGCAGCAGCAGCAGGCUGGGAAGCAGGCAGCCAAAGAGCAGCAGAUAGGUAACAAGCAGUUGGCCUUCCAGCAGCAGCUCAUUCAGAUGCAGCAGCUUCAGCAGCAGCACAUCCUCAACCUGCAGAGACAAGGCCUGGUUUCCCUACAGCCCACUAACCCCAUGCAGAGCCUGCAGCAAGCCAUGUGUCCUGGGGACCUGCAGCAGCUGUGGAAGGAGGUGUCGGGGGUGCAGUCUGCAGAGGAGGCCCUGAAGCAGCAGCAGACUGGAGAGGGCCUGGAUCUCAGCACCAACUCUACCUCAUCCUCCUUCCCCAAAGCAAACACACACAGCACCCUGCACAGCCUGCACAACGGACAGAGCAACCACACCCCAAAGAGAGACAGGUACAGAGACAGAGCAAGACUCUUUGAAUGGAUCUCCUCGUUCAGCAAGGCAGACCUCGGAGAUGAACACCUCAUGCCUUACUCCAAAGGCGGCCCACUGUCCAGCAGCCACCAUGAGGAGCAUGCAGGUUCCCAUCCUCUCUAUGGCCAUGGAGAGUGUAAAUGGCCUGGCUGUGAGGCUCUGUGUGAUGACAUGGGACAGUUCAUCAAGCAUUUGAACAACGAGCAUGCUCUGGAUGACCGCAGCACGGCCCAGUGCAGGGUGCAGAUGCAGGUGGUCCAACAGCUGGAGAUACAGCUGUCCAAGGAGAGUGAGCGACUGCAGGCCAUGAUGACUCACCUGCACAUGCGCCCAUCGGAGCCAAAGCCUUUCAAUCAACCUCUGAACCUGGCGUCCAGUGGCUCCCUGCUGAAGAGGGAGAGUGAGGCGUACCCCGAGGGUCUACCUCACCCCCCCACCUCCGCCGCCGCCCCUAUCACCCCGCUCCGCCAGGGCCCCUCUGUCAUCAGCUCCUCCAGCCUGCACUCACACUCACACUCACACUCACACUCACACUCACACCCGCACGGCGUGGGACCCAUACGCAGGCGCAACGCUGACAAGUUCUGCACCCCCAUCGCCUCAGGUAUACGAGAGGAGCUGGCACAGAACUGUGAGUUCUACAAGAACGCUGAUGUCAGACCUCCCUUCACCUACGCCUCUCUCAUACGCCACGCCAUUCUGGAGGCUCCAGACAUGCAGCUGACUCUUAAUGAGAUUUAUAACUGGUUUACGCGAAUGUUCGCCUACUUCAGGAGAAACACAGCCACAUGGAAGAAUGCUGUGCGCCACAACCUGAGUCUGCAUAAGUGUUUUGUGAGGGUGGAGAACGUGAAGGGGGCCGUGUGGACUGUGGACGAAGUAGAAUACCAAAAGAGGAGACCACCAAAGAUGACCGGGAGUCCUACUCUGGUGAAGAAUAUGAUUUCAGGCCUGGGCUUCGGUUCCCUAAACGCCAGCUACCAGGCGGCCCUUGCGGAGAGCAGUCUGACUCUGCUGAACAGCCAGGGCCUGGUUAACCCCUCCUCUGCCGCCAGCCUCAACAUGCUACACGGGAUGGGUCACAAUGACGUCAGCUCCACUGUGGAACAGGUCAACAGCAACGGUAGCUGCAGCCCUACACUCAGCCCACAGCAGUAUGGACACCAGGUCCAUGUGAAGGAGGAGCCCACUGAGGUCGAGGAGGACAGACGCUCCUUGUCGCUCAUGGCAACUGUCACUCAUGGAAACAUGGCAUUGCCUAGCGAUCGGGAUGACCGAGAUUUGGAAGAUGACCUGCCAACCGACGAGCUGGAGUAGGAUUGGAAGAGCUGAACCAGUGGGCGGGACUUUGAGGUUUAAUCCCGCCCCCUCCAUUGGAGGAAAGAGAAAUUAUGACCACAUAAAAAAUAAGAUAUAGAGAGAUUUUUAAAAAAUAAGAUUUUUUUAAAGCAAGAAACCAACAACAUUGAGAAACUUCAAACAGGGUUAGACCUCCGUUACGUACCGAUGCAAAAAUAACCCUCUGGAGCAUUGCUUUAUCCCCACAUGUUUUCACCCACCUCACCCCUCCUCACUCCUCCCCCACCCUAUGAGCAGCAUAUUGCCAGAGAGCCAGCUCUCAGUGGUGAUAUGGAGGCAGGGUCCCCUCUUCUCUUCUCCUCUGUCCUCCUCUCGCUACUGAUUGUGACAGACGGUCUACUCACCCUACAGUCCUUUAGUGCUGGCAGUUUGAUUUUCACACCACUUCAAUAUACAUACAGGUGUGUGUGAGAGAGAGAGUGUAGAGACACACACACACCAGAUCAUGUGUAUAACUUUUUUUGAACAGUCACCAGGAGGUGUAUACCUCUCCUCCUCUUCUCCUCCGAUCCUUUUUCUUUUCUUCUUUUGCCUGAAAGAACUGCUGGGCUUUGAGAUAGAAGGAAAGACAGUGGUCGUUUUCUCAAAGAUUACCCCACAUCUGCUCACACAUCAGAAACCAAGCAUACAAGCCAGUCAGUGAUCCAUAGGUGAGACUGAGACUGGAUGGCAGGAUUCUGCCCUAUGCCCACUCUCUACCCAUUCUCUGCCCAAGCCAGACAAGACUCUCUAUACUCCUUAUGCCAAACAAAAAAAGAAGAAAUCCCCCAUCCCCACCUCCCCACAAAAAAAAAGAUUUCAGGAAGAGGACCCUUUGUUGCAUUACUCCUUCUUCAUGCAUGAUAGAGUGAUGGGCCCAGGCCACCCUGAGAGAGAAAGAGAGGGAGGAGGGAGGGAGGGAGGGAGCAUCCACACAGAGAUAUCUGACUAAAAUGGUUUAUGAUUAUGGAAUACAAAAAAUGUUUCAUCCAAAAAGUGGUAUCUUUUUCACUUCUUUUUUUAUUUGAUGUUUUCUUUGUUUAUUUUUUAGGAUCAAUAUUUCCAUGGUGAUAUAAUUCUGUUUCAAAGUGUAUUUUGUAUUUGUUCGUUUUUAUUAACUCUGCUGGUUCACACCAUUCUAUACUAGUAUUGGCAGCAAAGAAAGUGUUGUCCCAAAAAUACCCAUACCCAACCCCACCCCACCCUGAAUACCUUUCUGUGUGUCUGGGUGUGCCAGUUCAGAUGGCAGGAGAUUGAGAAUAGCACUUAGGAUCUGGGGCCUCAGCUGCUGAGAACACUCACUCAUUAUCCCCACAGUUUAUCAUCCAUUUUUAUUAUUCCUUUUUAACUCAUUCCUUUUUCUUUUUAUCUUCCCGUAGUUAGUUGAGAAACAUCAGCUGUGAUACAAAGCAAUGCUUUAAAAAAGAUAUUAUUGCGGUCAGAGAAUACCUCAUCCCACAAAGGUUCUGUCUGGAACUGUGUCCAAAAUGUUAAAGAAAUAAGGGGGAAUUCUUUCUUGGGGACACCAAAACGUGGCAACUCAGUUUCAGUUCAAAGUUCUAUUGUUACUAUAGUUACUGUAUAGAAGCUAUCUGCAAUUCACUGUGUGAGUUGGACUAAAGGAAUAGCACGUGAGAUUACAAAUCUUUUGUUUUCAGUGAGCAUAAAAGCAUUACCUUCUCUGCAGUGCCAUACCAAAUUUAAACAAAUUAUUUUAAUGUAUUUUCUGCUUUUUUCCCAUUUUAUUUUUGUUACAGGUAACCAAAGAAAUGUGUAGAAAACCAAAAACCCUGUAGUUUAUUUUUCCCCUUUUUGAGUUUUUCCUCUAAAGAACUGGCCAAAAGACAACCAACACCUGAAAUUUAAGUUAUUAUUGUGUUAUCGUAACUCUUGCGUUGAAUUUGUUCAUGACAGUACUGACCAUUCCAAAAACCAAAGUAUAAAAUGCAAAAUAGAAUUUGGUGAUGUUAAAAGCUUUUUACAUACGUGUUAACUGGUGCGAAUGACGACUCACAUUAGGUAUGGUAUGGUACAAGGCCAAAAACAGUAUUAACAAACAACCUCUUGCAGUUAUUUUGUUAAAGAAAGAAAGAAAGCGCUUAGGAUUUAAAUCUCUAUCUCUCCAUGCUCAGGCUACCUGUGUUUCAAACACAACCCUAAGAGAGGCUCCGCUGUAGGCAGGCCUAAGAUGGGCUUCACAGUUAAAGAUGGCAAAUAAUUAUCUUACCCUCAUAAGGCACUUGAACACAACAUUUAUAUCCCUUUAUGUGACACUAGAAGCCAGCAAAAAAAUGAACUGUGGGCUGUUGUCAGUUGUCCAUUAACUGGGAUACCGGGCCAAAAAAAUACAUUGUUAUUGCACUGCAAUAAUGCAUGUUUGGAUUAAUUUCCUCAACCAAAACAAUGCUUUCAUUGUGAAACUCAACUCUAUAAAUUCAAACAUCCCUUCGUGCUAUGCAGCAGAAUGUUAUUUUCUUGACCCAGGUACCGGUUUGACUGAAUAACAAAGUCCAAUUGUCUUUCCGUGAACGGUUUACUUACUGUACCUUCAUUACUCCUCACCUACACUAUACUCUAGCAGACACAACAGUUUAACAAAUACCAAAAAGGACAAGUGUUUUAAUACAUAGGAACAAUGAUAAUACUUCACACUUAUAUUGUCUUCAUGCUCUCACAUUGCCAUAUAAAUACAUUCAUAUCCCCUAGUCUCAGAUGUGCUGUGAGUAGUUGUGAUAAAGACUGUUUGAAGCUGGCUGUCAUCCCAAACAUCCCACCACUGGACAGGGAGGGAGGGCUAUUCAGAACAGACACCAUUAUGACCACUUGGGAUAUUUACAGCAAAGAGGGAACAACUGACAAACGACAAAAUCAUGCGUAUGUAAAAGGAACACACCAAGGGACAUGUCAACUUAUGUCUUUUUUUUCUAAAACAAAAUUUGGGGAAGAGUUUUGUCAAAUCAACUCUUGCACUUCAGACCAUUUUAUUUCUUUUUUAAAUAGAGGAGGAGUCUUUGUAUUAACUUCCUGUGUAAAACGGCACUGUCUCCUGUCUAAGUAGGGUUAUGAUGCUUCACGUCAUCAGACUGAUUUAUAACAAACAAAGUGGGAGAGGAACACCUUGAAACGAGAGUAAAAACCAAAAAUAACACUACCUCCUUUUCAAAAUGGUUCACACAAUAAAAGCCAAUGGGAGACUGGAGACCCAAAAUAUUUCUUUAUUUUUUUCCCCAUUCUUCCUCAAUAAUAAUAGUGAAAUAUACCAAAACACAGCUUACUGUUACUACACAUUUUGUGGGGCUGAAAAAGAUUGUCUGGCUAUCUGGACUCCAAAUUCACGAGCGUGAGCGCAAAAACAAAGAGACGUUACAACAACGUUGCAUCCCGUUAAAGAUGACUACCUCUCCUAAAACCACAGAUAACCGGUGCGUUCUCCUAAGAGUGAAGAGUGAAGUGGUUUAAAAGGUCUACUCUCAGCUGGGUAUUAUUGGCUGUCUCUGUGCUCUCAUUAGCAUAUGGCUCCGUGAACAGCCUCUUAAUUGGGUGCUCUAAUUGUAUGCACGCAUAUUGAUGAGAAGGCUUUGCCGGCAGCCAAUGAUAGUCCGGUCGUUAGCGGCGACUCAAUGGGGCAGGAAGCUGAUUGUCAGGAGUGAUGAUGGGCAGAAUAUAUCAGUGCCCGGCAUCCGCCAGUGGGCCACACACACACUAGAGCCCGCCACACGCCAGCGGCCCGCACUUCACAUUAACCCAGAAAACGGCUUUAAGAUGACAGCGAUAAAGGAAACACACCCACACUCUCUUACAGGCUGUAGUCAGUGUUCAGUCCAAAGGGCCCUGAGUAUCAGUCAGAAAGCCUCAGAGCUGGGAAUAUUAGCCCUGUGACAUGGAGCUGUCCCCUCAUGGUGAAUAGUGGCCGCUGUCACUAGGAGCCGGGCCUCUGAUGGCCCCUCCUGGCCCCUGUGGUUCAGACAGCUGAGGAGAGGCUCUGAGUAACUAAAGAUACUAUCCAAAGACAAACACAGAGCUUACUGUACAUUGUACAGCCUCACUCGCCACUCACUGGGAGACGGGCAAUAAUAACACACGCUUACAAAGGAAUUCAUGAUUACUACUAUUAUUAUUGUUAUGAUCCAAACUCUCAUGAAAGAGGAACUGCUGCAUUCAGUAAAUAUAAAUGAUCUUUGAAUUAUCGUGCUUUAAGGUACACCUGUAAACCACACUGUUUUAUAAAGAUGUAGAUUGACAUUCGUUGAUGGUGUUAACAGAUCGCCAUAGACGGUUCUGUUCCUUCUCCGGCUUUGCUGUUAUGAUGUAUUAUUGUAUAUUAACGCUUGGCUUAGCUCUCGAGGGCAUUCUUUCCCAUUAUGUCGUUUUGAUUUUCUGUUGUGUUCAUUUUCUGCACCUGUUUAGCUAUUGUAAAGCUUCCAGCUCUGAUUCCUAUACUGUAUUGCUAAUGCUGAAGUGUAUGUAUUUUAUCAUAUUAAGUGCUGCAGGUAUCUGGGUUUAAUAGUUCUUGUUUUGUCCUUUUUUUCAGUUUUCUUCAUAAAAACGUCUGGGACGAUGAUUUUUUUAAGUGUAUUAUCUCUAAAAAAUUAAAUAAUUAAAGUUAGAUAAGUGGUUUAGGUAACACCUGUUUGUAUAUUUAUCUUAGCUAGGUCUAUUUUGAUACUUUUGUCUCUGUACUGCAUUUAUGCAUUUUUAAGGAAAGAAAAAGAAAAACUUACUGAAAACAAUCUAAAAAGUUGACUUCAUUAUGUAUUGAUGAUACCUCAGAAGGACUUUUCUCUAAGACAGGACCAAAACCUCAGACAAAAGAGAGAAAGAGAAAAAUAAUUGAAGAAAAUAUGUAGGCCCUCUUUUGCUUUUGAAGAUGAAGCAAUGUUAAGGUGACGUUUUUGGCCCUUAGUGUGCCAAUAUGUGUCCUCUGAUCCCUGUCCCCAGUCAUUCCUGAUGACCUUUAAGCCUCACAGCUGUCAAUCACUCCACAGGGCAACUGUGCGUGGCCCAGAGUCACACACCUGGUGACAUUUGUCCAAUGAGAAUCCUUGUUUUCUUGUAUUCCCAUACACACUGACACACACACAGACACACACACAUUCUAAUGGCUUUCAGAGAUGCAGUUCAUCUUCAGUCAUGCACCAAAGGUUUUGUGAGUGGCCGUGGCUCAUCAGCUAACAGACUACCACAACCGUAACCAAACCAACCCUAGGCAAUGCUCUAGAGAAAAACCAAGGUGAAUGUCCUGUAUUUUAGCAAUGUAAUAUACCACAAGCUACUUCCCAUACCUCAAACCAUUCUUCGCUAUCACCAUCUCUAUCAUCUCUCGGACGAGCACUCUUCCUAUUGGAUCAUUAGUGACUCCGGGGGCCUACUUGGCCCCGCCCCCGCUCUAUGAUUUGACAGCUCUGAGGUGUCAUGUCGAGGAGAAGAGGUCUUAAAGGGGUGUUGCCCGAUGGUAUUAUUAACUUCACGGCCCAAAAAAAUGGAACUACCACUUCAGCUCUCCUCUGGUUGUAUCUUAGGAAUGUGUGUACAUUUUCAGCAGUGACUCUCUGUAACUUUACUUAGUUUCAGUUUACCUGUUUACCUCUCUUUUAUCUUUUUAUUUCAUUCUGUUUGUUUAUUUUUUAAGUGUGACCCAGGCGAAGGGGUACAGAAGGAGUAGGCGGUGGUUUUUGAGACGAUCUAAAGAGGUUUAAAAAAAGGCAACUGCCACUGAGACCUUUGACCUUUCCCCCUUCCCUGGGUGGCCAUGUAAUGCCAGUCACUGCCCUUUCCUCAUGCUGUAUAAAACACACACAUAUAUCUGUGUAUUUGUAACCUGAAUCUUCUUGUGUCUGUCCAUGCAGACAAUAAAACAACUGUACAGUAGGUCUAGUUGCAUGUAAUCUGUACUAAUUAUUGACAAUGGCAUUAUAAAAUGCAAUAAAAUACUUAUUACACUGUC